CUGGCCUGUCCAGCCUGUGCGUGCCUCACAAUCCAUGUCCCUCUCGAGACACAUCAACCGCAUGAUUAUCACUGCUCCUCCAACGGCUGCGUCUCUUGCGUAUACGUCUUACCUUUAUUCCUGCUGCCUGGCUGCAGUUUCAUUCUGUCAACACACUCCGUCCGGCUCACUCUCGUCUCGCAUGCUAUUACGAAUGCAUUCCUCCCAAUGAGAUAACACAAGGAGUGCCAUCAUUUCCAGCUCCGGCUAUGUCCCUCGCUGCGGCCAUGUCUACCAUGCAAGCAUCUCCCGAUGCUCUGGCUUCGCGGCCAAAGGUUGCGUCCGCAAUUUCUUUUAGCAGAUUCGAAGCCUCGUCCUCAUCCUCGCAGCCCACGAGUCUAGACACAAGCAGAGCUCGAGCAUCCACGCUAUCUGGUACGACCGCUGCUACAGGCAGUCCUAUGGUUUCUUCUCCACAAAGUGCACUACCCUCGGCAGUAGAUGGAGGGGAGGACGGCGAUGACAUAUUUGCUAGCAAGGACGACGUCUUGAGUCCGACUGUGCGAACGCAGGAGAGCUUCGAAGAGCUUCCCAUCGAGAUACGAAGUCUCACGGAGAGAUUCCUGAAGGACCUUACAGCCCCGGUGCAUUCCCAACCCGUUACCGUCGACACGCUCUCCGACCUCUUCCAGGAGUUCUACACCAAAGUCGAAUCCCACAUCGCCGCACAUAUAGCUACCCUGUCCCUGAAGAUCGGGCGCGAACGCUCCCCUGCACCUUCUCGCUCUAAUACGAAGAGUGCUGGUGCAGGCACCGCAACACCAACGCGUAAAGUCAGCGCCGAACAGCAGAUGCUCACGGCAUCGGAAGUGACCGACCGUAAGAAAGCACGACGACAAUUAGAGUUGAAAAAGACAGCGUGGGAAGAAACGGUGGAACGCACUGUUGUGGAGAAGGUGUACUCGCGAAUCUACCGGCAUAGGUCCACGGAUGACGAGGAGCGUGAUCACAAGCUGCGUUCGCGCAUCGCCGCUCUCUCACUCGUUGGAAUAGGUCUCAAGGAGCUGCUUUCUGGCGCCAACGAGAUUCCAGACGACAUGCGGCAGAAAACGGUGGAGGAGCAGGACCGCAUUCGCAACCUUCUCGCCGGCGCAAGGCAGAACAUCCAGAAUAUGGACACCGAGAGGAGCCCGCUCGGAAAGCUGCAACACCUUGCGUUGGCGCACAAGUCCAUCGUCGAGACUCUGUCGCAACUCUUCCCCAGCACAUCCUCUGCUGACGAGAUCCUGCCCACCCUUAUAUACGCGCUCAUGACCAUGGAGCCGGCAUCCGUGAACGUUGUUAGCAAUUUGAAAUUCAUACAGCGGUUCAGAGCAGCCAGUAAGGUUGAUGGAGAGGCGGCUUAUUGCCUCGUUAACCUCGAGGCUGCGACCGCCUUUUUGGAGACAGUUGAUCUAGCGUCGCUGAGGGCGAGUGAAGCACCGAGUGGGCCGUCAGUCAGCAAGAACGUUGCAACAAACAGGCCUGUGACGCCGCGAAUAAACUCUGCGCCAAUGGAUCUAGGUGUGGAACCCGCGAGUGAUCCAGCGGCUAGUGGGAGCAGUAGCCCAGGAACCAAGCCUCCUCCGUCCCCAACAAGCAAGCAGUCAAGACGAUUGAGUAACCUCAUUUCAAAUUCGACGAAUCGUUUCAACGAAGCAAGUGAUUCCUUUAGAGGCGCGGUGUUAGACGGUGCAGAUACGGCGUUUGAUACUAUACAGAACACACUCAACAGCAGUUUCAACCUGCUCUUCGGCCGACUACGUGAGCAUCAGGCACAAAGCGGCAACGACGCUGUUUCACAGGAUGUUUUACCCAAGACAUUAGAAGACGCUCGAAAAUUGGUUAGUACACCCCCACAGGGAGCGGAGGAAGAGGGCGAUGCGUCCAGCAUCGUCACCAGCAGCACAAUCCCUGACGGUGAGGAUCCACUUUCUAAGCCUGUCGCUCCCAGCAAUGAGCGCGUAUCAGAACUGUUUGGUGGAAGACGGCAGAUGCGGGAUAGGAGCGUAGAUAGUCACCAUUCAGGAAGCAGCGCUGGCAAGCGCGUCGCUUUUGAUGGAUCGUCCUCCGCCUCGCAGACAGUCCCAAACAACACACCAGCAUCAUCGAGCAAUGCCGCUAUAGAAGGCAUGCGGAACUUUGGCAACACGAUCAAUCCACUCAAUCAGCUGUCCCGCAUGGGUGGGCUCUUCGGUCGCAGCGGCAGCAUCGCGACGCCGCCUGCGUCUACACCUCCGACCGUCAUCGAGAAACCGCUUCUGGGCUCCGGAUUAGCCAACAGGAGCAGAAGUUCCUCAGAUGCAAAAGCCCUUUCCGCCGUGCAAGAGCUGAAGAAGAUGGCGCCACCAAGUAAGAAAUUCAUCGAGUGCAAGGACGUGCGGGACCUAAGGGUCGGAGAGCUGGAGGAGUUGUUGAAGGAGUAUCAACGGAUCGUGAGGGAUGUUGGAAAGAUCAUCGCAUCCGUUUAACCUCGACCUAAUCCUUUUUGGCGAACUUUUGAUCGGCGUGCUAUUAUUCCAUGUUCUGGCGUCUGGGUGUGGUUUUGAAUAUGAACAACGGCGCGAAAACUGAGCGGCUGCAUGGUUUGGUCGUUGAACAAAAAGCAUCGGUUGUACGUAGACGAGCAAGAGCUUGAAAACGGUCUGGACUCGGGUGGGCGUUGUCUCUGUCGGGAGGUCUUUGUCUUCGAAACACGGGUGUUUGCAGUGUGCUAAGAAUGAAUUGCUGCACUCGUUUCGGUUAUGCUUUCAAUUCGCGGUGUUCUAAUUGUGUAUCACACGAGACGGAGAUGUGGUCUGUCUCCUCAUAUGUAGGAAAGUCUUGCAAGCGCUUUCUCACACUCGCCAUCACCCAAUCAUCCCACUAAGAUCAAUAACUUCCAGCCUGGG
Messenger RNA from Verruconis gallopava, 2909 nucleotides. RefSeq lists its product as uncharacterized. The coding region runs from base 249 to 2489 and encodes 746 amino acids. Gene Ontology annotation, biological process: vesicle-mediated transport. The record is from RefSeq and is a predicted model, not a curated record. The transcript has 2 exons. Lineage: Eukaryota; Fungi; Ascomycota; Dothideomycetes; Venturiales; Sympoventuriaceae. Gene Ontology annotation, cellular component: cytosol; endocytic vesicle. Gene Ontology annotation, molecular function: small GTPase binding; guanyl-nucleotide exchange factor activity.